GACUAGCCAAUCAGGAGGAAGCGGGUAACGGUCGGGAUUUGAAUUGUCGUUGGAAAACAGCGGCAGAUGACAGCAGGUUGUUACGCUCGUAACUAACGCAAGCCAGUUUAUUCACUCGGGAACAGGAUUAUAACUGAGAUAAGAUGUCCAAGAAACAAAUUUUCUAUUCUGACAAGUACAACGAUGAGGAGUUCGAGUACAGACAUGUUGUGCUUCCGAAGCAGCUGUCUAAACUGGUCCCCUCCUCCCAUCUGAUGACAGAAGAAGAGUGGAGAGGACUGGGGGUGCAGCAGAGCCAGGGCUGGAUCCACUACAUGAUUCACAAACCAGAACCACACAUACUCCUUUUCAGAAGGCCUCUUCCCAAGGACUGAAUGGGAAGAAUCUUCAAGCUGUAAAGCUCCUUUGCAUCAUUGAGCUGCACUUCUCUUCUACUUAUAUAUCUCUAAAAAUGUUCUAAUGAUUUUUGUAGAAAACUUUCCAUUUUCCUUUCAGAAUCCCUAUUUUUCUUUUUUCUUUUUUUUGCUUGUAUUGAGAGGCAAGCUGCUUGUGUUCACUGUGAAUAAAAACCUUGUAUAUGCUACUAUAUGAAGGGGAAUGUUUACUUGUCCGUUGUACACUUUAAACAAAUUUUUAAUGUCUUUCCUUGUUCUUCAAGAUGCAUUUAUGUACUGAGUGACUAUAGGGUUUUUUUUCUGUUAAACUUUUGUUUGCGUUAUGUAAAUUCAAUGUUAUUAAAUGUUCGAAAUGUUGCAAACAAGUACCUUGUUACUUAAAGAACAAAAUAAAAUGUUAACUGCAAUA
Molecule: messenger RNA, 804 nt
Organism: Gambusia affinis (western mosquitofish)
Lineage: Eukaryota; Metazoa; Chordata; Actinopteri; Cyprinodontiformes; Poeciliidae
Gene: cks2
Product: CDC28 protein kinase regulatory subunit 2
Exons: 3
Coding region: 144-374 (76 amino acids)
Biological process (GO): regulation of mitotic cell cycle
Cellular component (GO): SCF ubiquitin ligase complex; cyclin-dependent protein kinase holoenzyme complex
Molecular function (GO): ubiquitin binding; histone binding; protein kinase binding
Source: RefSeq, a predicted model, not a curated record